AUGCCGAAAAACCAUCAACAGAAUGGUAUGAUGGGUGCGAACGACCCUGAUGAUUUUUCUGAUGAUGAUACGACACCUUUGACACAUGAGUAUGGAGAGAGCCAGCGAACAAUUGUUGAAACGAAAGCAUGGGAUGUCUUCAGAAACCCUCCACCGAAAAUUGACUCAGGCUCCAUGGCGAACCAAAAGUGUCUUGAUGCGACGAUCCAAAUAAUAAAAGUAAUUGUGUAUCUUCUAGUUUUUAUAAUAGUUCUUGUCAGUGGAGUUAUUUCUAAAGGAGCUAUCAUUUUUAUGACUUCACAACUCAAAUCUGAUCGUGUAAUAGUUUAUUGUAACAAAGAAUUAGGACGGGAUAAGCAAUUCAUCGUUACAUUACCAGAAGAACAAAGGAUAGCAUGGGCUUGGUGUAUAAUCUUUGCCUAUGCUGCUCCUGAAUUCGGAACUUUUUUUCGAAGUUGUCGAAUGUGCAUAUUUAAAUCAUGGAAAAAACCAAUAUCCUCACAUUUCUUGUUGGUGUUUAUUAUGGAAACGUUUCGUGUUGUUGGACUGGCAUCGAUGUUUUUUGCUGUUUUGCCAGAAUUAGAUGCAAUAAAGGCUGCAAUGAUUACCAAUUGUGUUUGCUUUGUACCAGGAUUGCUUGGAUUACUCUCAAGAAGUAGUAGUAAAGAUGAGUCACGAAAAUGUAUACUCGUUCUUGUAGAUUUGAUGGCAUUAGUGGCCCAAGUAAGUGGAUUUAUUGUUUGGCCAUUACUGGAUAGUUCCAAGCAGAGUCUCUGGCUGAUUCCACCCACAUUGAUUUUUGUAUCCUGUGGUUGGUGGGAAAACUACGUAUCGAUGCAAAGUUCCAUUGGCUUCAUUCGUACAUUGGGUCGAGUAAAAAAAGAAUUGAGAUUGACAAGAUAUUUUACAUAUUUAUUUAUCUCAGUUUGGAAAAUAAUAGCCUUUUUCAUCAGUUCACUGGUUAUUUUUCAUUUAAAAGGCCAAAAUAUUGGACACUUUUUUACAAUGUUUGGAUCCGCGUUUAGAGAGCAAAAAAUUACUGUUACCGGAGUGCGCCAAUCUGUUGUGGGAGCUAUACCUGAUCUUUCAGAAAUACUACCUACUGGAGAUACUGAAACCAUUAAUUCUGACUUAAACUCUAUUGUUUAUGUUUUAUUAAUUCAAAUAGUUGGAUCGUAUUUCACAUAUAUUGUAGGUAAAUUUGGAUGCAAAAUUUUAAUACAACCAUUCAGUUAUGCGUUUCCUGUGAAUCUAACUAUCCCUGUUCUUAUUUCACUUUUAAUUACUGCGUGUGGCUUACGCAAUGGCGAUCCUUGUUUCUUUCAUGGCACAAUUCCUGAUUACCUUUUCUAUGAAUCACCACCACUGUAUUUUCUUAAUGAUUUUAUAUCUAAACAAUAUGCCUGGGUAUGGCUUCUUUGGUUACUUUCGCAAACUUGGAUCACUCUUCACAUUUGGACACCAAAAUGUGAAAGACUUGCGGCAACAGAAAAACUAUUUGUUGUUCCUAUGUAUGAUUCGUUGUUAAUUGAUCAAUCAUUAGGAUUAAAUCGAAAAAGAGAUGAUCAGCCAGAAGUUAAAGUAGAAGACCUAGCCGAAAUAGAGAGAGAAAAGGGUGACGGUGAUUAUGAGACAAUUUAUGAACAAACUGAUGGUUCAACGACUCCUCCAUCGGCAGUAAAAAGUAGUGAUCAUGUUACUAGAAUUUAUGCAUGUGCUACUAUGUGGCAUGAAAAUAAAGAAGAAAUGAUAGAAUUUUUGAAAAGUAUCUUGCGUUUAGAUGAAGAUCAAUGUGCUCGCCGUGUUGCUCAAAAAUAUUUAAAAGUUGUUGACCCAGAUUAUUACGAAUUCGAAACUCAUAUCUUCUUUGAUGAUGCUUUUGAACUUGCAGAUCAUGACGAAAAUGAAACUCAAGUAAACCGAUUUGUCAAACUCUUAGUAGGAACAUUAGAUGAAGCUGCUUCUGAUGUACAUCAGACUCGAAUGCAUGUGAGAGCUCCUAAAAAAUAUCCAACUCCCUAUGGUGGUAGACUUGUAUGGACAUUACCAGGAAAAACUAAAAUGAUAGCACAUUUAAAGGAUAAAAAUAAAAUUCGGCACAGAAAACGAUGGAGUCAAGUAAUGUACAUGUAUUACUUGCUUGGUCAUCGAUUAAUGGAACUUCCUAUCAGUGUUGAUCGUAAGGAGAUGAUAGCAGAAAAUACAUAUCUUCUAACUCUUGAUGGUGACAUUGACUUUCAACCGGCUGCUGUUAAGCUUUUAGUUGAUUUGAUGAAAAAGAAUAAAAACCUUGGUGCUGCUUGCGGUCGAAUCCAUCCGGUAGGUUCAGGUCCUAUGGUUUGGUAUCAAAUGUUUGAGUACGCAAUUGGUCAUUGGUUACAAAAAGCUACUGAACACAUGAUAGGCUGCGUUCUUUGUAGUCCUGGUUGUUUUUCACUUUUUCGAGGAAAAGCCCUUAUGGAUGAUAAUGUUAUGAAGAAAUAUACUACAAAAUCAGAAGAUGCUAGACAUUAUGUGCAAUAUGAUCAAGGUGAAGAUCGAUGGCUUUGUACUCUUUUGCUUCAAAGAGGAUAUAGAGUAGAAUAUUCGGCUGCCAGUGAUGCCUAUACUCACGCUCCUGAAGGUUUCAAUGAGUUUUAUAAUCAGCGUCGUCGUUGGGUUCCAUCAACUAUUGCUAAUAUUAUGGAUUUGCUUAUGGAUGCAAAACGAACAAUCAAAAUUAAUGACAAUAUUUCUCUACCAUAUAUAUCUUAUCAGAUUUUGCUUAUGGGUGGCACCAUACUUGGACCAGGAACAAUAUUUCUGAUGUUAGUGGGAGCUUUCGUGGCAGCUUUCAAAAUUGACAACUGGACAAGCUUUUAUUAUAACAUAAUACCUAUUCUUUUAUUUAUGGUAAUUUGUUUCACGUGUAAAGCUGAUAUUCAAUUACUGUGUGCCCAAAUAUUAUCUACUGCAUAUGCUAUGAUAAUGAUGGCCGUAAUUGUUGGUACAGCUCUUCAGCUCGGAGAAGAUGGGAUAGGCUCACCCUCUGCGAUAUUUUUAAUAUCACUAACAAGUUCAUUUCUUAUAGCCGCUUGUCUUCACCCACAAGAAUUUUGGUGUAUUGUUCCUGGUAUCAUUUAUUUAUUAUCCAUUCCUUCCAUGUAUUUGUUACUGAUUUUAUACUCUAUUAUCAAUUUAAACGUUGUAUCGUGGGGUACUAGAGAAGUUCAAGUUAAGAAAACCAAAAAGGAGCUUGAUCAAGAGAAAAAAGAAGCUGAAGAAGCUAAACGGAAAGUAAAACAAAAUUCUUUACUCGGAUUUCUACAAAAUGGUGCUGGUUCUAAUGAUGAUGAACAAGGAUCGAUAGAGAUUUCUUUUGCUGGUCUAUUUAAAUGUUUACUCUGCACGCAUGGAAAACCUUCUGAUGAAAAACAACAACUGAUUGCAAUUGCUGAUUCUCUGGAGCAUUUAGGCAAACGUCUAGAAAUAAUUGAAAGAGCUGUAGAUCCUCAGGGUCAUAUACUAGCUCGAAGACGAGCUUCUUCAGCUAGCUCUAGAGCACCAGAUCACCUUGGGCCAAUAGAAGAAGAAUCUCGUAAAGAUCAGAAUGAUUCAGUCAGUGACACUGAAACCGAAACUAGUCAACCCCAUGAUGUAGCUCGGGAUGUUAAUUUCCAUUCUCAGCCUUAUUGGCUUCAUGAUGAAGGCCUAAAGAAAGGAGAAAUUGACGUUUUGUCUAUGCAGGAAGAACAAUUUUGGAAAGACUUACUAGAGAAAUAUCUUUAUCCUAUUGAUGAAGAUAAAGCUGAGAAGGCAAGAAUAGCUAAAGACUUAAAAGAUCUACGAGACCAGAGUGUAUUUGCGUUUUUCAUGAUGAAUGCACUUUUUGUCCUCAUCGUUUUUCUACUCCAGUUAAACAAAGAUUUACUACAUGUCAAGUGGCCAUUUGGUAUCAAGACUAAUAUUACUUAUGAUGAUUUCACUCAAGAGGCACGGAUCGCCGCGGAUUUAAUUGAACUACGAAACAAGAGUGUCUUUGCAUUUUUAAUGUUCAAUGCGUUAUUUGUAUUGAUCGUAUUUUUACUUCAAUUAAACAAAGAUCAGCUACACGUUGUGUGGCCCUUGGGGAUCAAGACAAACAUCACCUUCGUAGAAGAAACGUCGGAGGUUCACAUCUCAAAAGAAUAUUUACAACUGGAACCUAUUGGUUUAGUCUUUGUUUUCUUCUUUGCUCUCAUUUUAAUUAUACAAUUCAGUGCAAUGUUAUUUCAUCGAUUCGGAACACUUGCACAUAUUUUAGCCAGUACACCGUUAAGUUGGUAUUGUUGUAAAAAGACAAAAGAUCUCUCAGAAGAAGCGUUGCUAUCGAAACAUGCUGUGGAAAUUGUAAGAGAUUUGCAGCGGCUGGAUGGAAUGGAAGGAGAUUAUGAUGAAGGAAGUGGAAGUGGACCUGGUCGAAGGAAGACUAUUAGGAAUCUUGAAAAAAGUAGACGAAAAACACAAGCAAUAAAUACCUUGGAUGUUGCAUUCCGGCAACGCUUUUUCAGUAUGGUUGAAGAGAACGAACUGCCCCGGAAUAUGACCACUCGUCAGUCAACGAAGGCGUUUAAGGCUUUCGAGGGACGACGAAAUAGUAUUAUGGCUCUUAGAAAGAAGUCUCAAAUGCAAACUUUGGGAGCAAACAAUAUUUAUGGCGGUGUUGGAAACCCACUAGGGAUACAACCUCGACCUACUCGUAGUAGUCAAAUUUCAGUAAAAGAUGUUUUUGGUGAUGCUGGACAUGUAAAUAUCGGAUUUGAUAUUGGAGAAAGUCCAAGAAAUAGUUUGAAACUUCAACCUAUGGGAUAA
Cotesia congregata is the source of this 4830-nucleotide messenger RNA. Lineage: Eukaryota; Metazoa; Arthropoda; Insecta; Hymenoptera; Braconidae. The record is from the annotation of a GenBank genome assembly.